Molecule: messenger RNA, 2312 nt
Organism: Eremomyces bilateralis CBS 781.70
Lineage: Eukaryota; Fungi; Ascomycota; Dothideomycetes; Eremomycetales; Eremomycetaceae
Product: UPF0061-domain-containing protein
Exons: 2
Coding region: 233-2167 (644 amino acids)
Source: RefSeq, a predicted model, not a curated record
AAUUCUAUAUCCGUGAUGACCGAAUGUCGAGGGGUGGCAAGUAGACAUUUGGAAUUGUCUCCAACAAUGCCGAAUCCUUCUAUUGAUUCUUCUUUUAAUCCUCCUGGUUUCAAUUGGUUCGACCUUCUCGACACCGUUCAUGCUAUCUCGCUCUCUCCCACGACUCGGAGCCUCCGGAACUCUCAAAACGGCUUCUCGAACAUUUAGCUCUCAGGCAAUACGCCUCCAGAAAAUGGCCGCGCACCUGAAUUCAGGCAGCGGUGAUGCUGCUGCUGCUGCUGCUGCUGCUCAGGAUGGAGUCCCAAAUUCCCCAGCCGGAUAUACGCUCCGCGACCUACCGAAAUCGUCCGUCUUCACCUCCGCCCUCCCUGCCGACCCAGAUUUCCCCACCCCGCAAUCCUCGCAUUCCGCACCGCGCUCCAACCUGGGCCCCCGUCUCGUCAAGGGGGCUUUCUACACAUUCGUCCGGCCCGAAGGUGUCGAGUCGCCCGAGCUGCUCGGCGUGAGCAAGGCGGCGCUCCGAGACAUUGGAAUUGCGGAAUCGGAGGUGGACAAUCCCGAGUUCCAAGAGGCGGUGGCGGGGAAUAAGACGUUGACGUGGGAUGAAGAGAAGCAGGAAGGCAUAUAUCCGUGGGCGCAAUGCUAUGGUGGAUAUCAGUUUGGGCAGUGGGCGGGCCAGCUCGGUGAUGGGCGGGCGAUUUCGCUGUUCGAGUCGACGAAUCCGCAGACCGGGAAACGGUACGAAAUACAGCUAAAAGGCGCGGGGAGGACGCCGUAUUCCCGGUUUGCAGAUGGCAAAGCCGUGCUACGGUCGUCGAUUCGGGAGUACGUCAUCAGCGAGUAUUUGAACGCCAUCGGCAUCCGCACAACGAGGGCGCUGUCGCUUACCUUGGCACCGAAUUCCAAGGUCCUCAGAGAAAGGCUCGAGCCUGGAGCGAUUGUAUGCCGGUUUGCCGAGAGUUGGGUGCGCAUCGGGACGUUCGAUCUGCAAAGAGCCAGAGGCGACCGAGACAUGGUGAGAAAACUGGCGGAUUACGUCGCGGAGAAUAAUUUUGGAGGAUGGGAUAAGCUGCCGGGAACCGUGGCGGGGACCACCAAAGCCGAAGAUUUCGAAACACCCAGGACGGGAUUGGGGAAAGACGAGAUCGAAGGGGAAGGCGUGAAGGCACAGAAUCGGUAUGUUCGGCUCUACCGGCAAAUUGCGCGAGCCAAUGCCCGUUCGGUGGCGGCAUGGCAGGCAUAUGGAUUUAUGAACGGCGUGCUGAACACCGAUAAUACGAGCAUUAUUGGUUUAUCGAUGGAUUACGGACCGUUCGCGUUCUUGGAUAGCUUCGAUCCCUCAUAUACCCCGAAUCACGACGAUUACAUGCUUCGAUACAGCUACAAGAACCAGCCCACGAUCAUUUGGUGGAACCUUCUUCGUCUCGGAGAAUCGCUUGGCGAGCUGUUGGGUGCGGGUGCGAACGUCGAUCACACGGAGUUCGUCGAAGCCGGCGUGCGCAAGGAGGACGCGGAUGAACUCAUCAAGCGAGCGGAAGAGGCCAUCGAGAAAACCGGCGAGGAGUACAAGACGCUGUUCAUCGAGGAGUACAAGCGCCUCAUGGCUGCCAGAUUUGGGUUGAAGCAAUUGAACGGGACGUUGAGCCCGGAGGCGGGCAAAUCCGAAGGAGGCGAUUUCGAUUCCAUCGUCAGCGAGGCGCUCGAUACCAUGGAAGCCCAUGAGCUCGAUUUCAACCACUUCUUCCGGCGUCUUUCCGACCUCAAGACGACGGAGCUCGAGACUGAAGAGCAGAGGAAAGAUAUUGCCGGGCGGUUCUUUUCCAGCAACGGGAUUGGUGGAGAUGAAAGCGAGGCGCGUCAACGGUUAUCGAACUGGUUGGACAAGUGGAGGGCGAGGGUGGUGGAAGACUGGGCAGAUCUAGCCGACUCGGACCGGAUUCGCGCCAUGAAGUCGGCAAACCCAAAUUUCGUUCCACGGUCAUGGAUCCUCGACGAAAUCAUCGAGCGGGUUGAGAAGAAGGGCGACCGAGAUAUUCUCCCGGGAGUCAUGGAGCUUGUACUCAACCCCUUUGCCGACACCUGGAACUGGAACGAGAAAGACGAAGGCAGAUUCGUGGGCGAUGUUCCAAAGUACAAGUCGAUGCUCCAGUGUAGUUGCAGCUCCUGAGUUAAUUUGGAGGAGAUGGGGAUCGUCGCCAUACAUGUUGGGGAAACGGAAGAUGGACUCUAGAUGGGCUCUUUCCCUGACUUACAUAUCAUAUGAUACCAUGUACUCAAUCAUGAUCUACUCACUGCAACCGAUUUCACUCAUA